Molecule: messenger RNA, 4840 nt
Organism: Pseudophryne corroboree (corroboree frog)
Lineage: Eukaryota; Metazoa; Chordata; Amphibia; Anura; Myobatrachidae
Gene: PIK3R4
Product: phosphoinositide-3-kinase regulatory subunit 4
Exons: 20
Coding region: 342-4430 (1362 amino acids)
Biological process (GO): macroautophagy; autophagy of peroxisome; late endosome to vacuole transport
Cellular component (GO): late endosome; nucleus-vacuole junction; phosphatidylinositol 3-kinase complex, class III, type I
Molecular function (GO): protein serine/threonine kinase activity; ATP binding; protein binding
Source: RefSeq, a predicted model, not a curated record
UUGCAUCACUUCUACGGCUCCAAGCAGGCUCUCGUAGCUGUCAUUCACAGCUUCUACCUUCCCCGCUGCGUGACCGUGCCCUCUCCACAACUCCUCCUCCAUAACACGAAGCGGCCUCUCAUAGACGCUAUUCACAGUUACGUAGGAUGAAUCACAGGGAGGCAUGGACUCCUUAAACCGGAAGUAGUGCUAUAUUCCUCUUGUGAUCAAGCCGUCCGAUGGCGAAAUGUAUGUCAAGGAGCUUUCCUAGACGGUCGCGCUGACUGCGCACAGCGGACCACCCGGUACACAGACCUUGUGUAAUACCUACUGGCUACAGAUGAAAAACAAGUAACUGGACCAUGGGGAACCAGCUUGUAGGAAUAGCCCCAUCUCAGAUCUUAUCUGUGGAUAGUUAUUUUUCAGAUAUACAUGACUUUGAGUAUGACAAGAGCCUGGGGAGUACACGGUUCUUUAAAGUUGCUAGAGCCAAGCAUCGGGAAGGCUUGGUCGUUGUCAAGGUCUUUGCUAUACAAGACCCAUCACUGCCUCUCACCAACUACAAGCAGGAACUUGAAGAAUUAAAAAUUCGUCUUUGUUCCUCCCAGAAUUGCCUUCCAUUUCAAAAGUUCACCCUGAAUGAGAAAGCUGCCUUGCUUUUCAGACAAUACGUCAGAGAUAACCUCUAUGAUCGCAUCAGCACUCGCCCGUUCCUCAAUAACAUUGAGAAGCGUUGGAUUGCAUUUCAGAUCCUGACUGCUGUGGAUCAAGCACACAAGUCUGGUGUUUGUCAUGGUGACAUAAAGACAGAAAAUGUGAUGGUGACCAGUUGGAACUGGGUCCUUCUUACAGACUUUGCAAGUUUUAAGCCCACAUAUCUGCCAGAAGAUAACCCAGCUGAUUUUAACUAUUUCUUUGAUACAUCUCGUAGAAGAACUUGUUACAUAGCCCCAGAGAGGUUUGUUGAUGGCAGCACAUUUUCCACAGAGCUGGAGUCGAUCAAAGACCCAUCUACGCCACUGGUGGAUCUCACUAAUAACAACCAACGAACAAGAGGGGACCUUAAGCGGGCAAUGGAUAUCUUUUCUGCAGGUUGUGUAAUAGCGGAAUUGUUCACUGAGGGCGUGCCACUAUUUGACUUGUCCCAGCUUUUAGCUUACAAAAAGGGGCAGUUUUCACCUGAUCAAGUGCUGGGAAAAAUUGAAGAUGGCAGUAUCAGGCAGCUGGUGACACAGAUGAUCCGCCGUGAACCUGAAAAACGACUUGCAGCAGAAGACUACUUGAAACAACAAAGGGGCAAUGCAUUUCCUGAGAUAUUCUACACAUUUUUGCAGCCGUACAUGGCUCAGUUUGCUAAAGAAACUUUCAACUCCGCUGAUGAGCGUAUCCUAGUUAUCCGAAAGGAUCUAGAUAACAUCAUUCAUAAUCUGUGUGGAGAUGAUCAGAGUGAGAAAGCAGAGGGCGAGACCAAGGAAAAUGGUCUACUCAUCUUGGUUACAGUGAUCACAUCCUGUUUGCAAACACUGAAGUAUUGUGACUCUAAGCUGGCGGCCCUGGAGCUUAUCCUUCAUCUUGUCCCACGCUUAAGUGUGGAGAUUUUACUGAAUCGUAUUACGCCCUACCUACUUCACUUUAGUAAUGACUCUGUGCCCAGGGUGAAAGCUGAGGCUGUGCGGACACUGACCAAGGUUUUAGCCUUGGUCAAGGAGGUGCCUAGAAAUGACAUCAACAUUUACCCAGAAUACAUCUUGCCUGGCAUAGCACAUCUGGCUCAAGAUGAAGCAACUAUUGUUAGACUGGCAUAUGCAGAAAACAUAGCAUUGUUGGCCGAGACGGCUCUGAGGUUUCUAGAGCUGGUGCAGCUGAAGAACCUGAACAUGGAGAAUGACCCAAACAUUGAAGAGCUGGACGAGGCCUCACACCCCAGUGAGAACUAUGACACAGAGUUGCAGGCUUUACAUGAGAUGGUCCAGCAAAAAGUGGUGACCUUGCUGAGUGACCCAGAGAACAUCGUAAAGCAGACAUUAAUGGAAAAUGGGAUAACAAGACUUUGUGUGUUCUUUGGUCGCCAAAAAGCCAAUGAUGUUCUUCUUUCUCAUAUGAUUACUUUUCUCAAUGAUAAAAAUGACUGGCAUCUCCGAGGAGCUUUCUUUGACAGCAUUGUUGGGGUUGCAGCAUAUGUGGGGUGGCAGAGCUCUUCUAUCCUAAAGCCACUUCUCCAGCAAGGACUGAGCGACGUUGAAGAGUUUGUGAUAUUUAAGGCUCUUAAUGCUCUCACUUGUAUGUGCCAACUGGGGCUCCUUCAGAAACCCCACAUCUAUGAAUUCUCUUGUGACAUUGCACCCUUCUUGUGCCACCCAAACCUGUGGAUACGAUAUGGAGCUGUGGGGUUUAUUACUACAGUAGCUCAACAGCUAAACAUUGCUGAUGUGUACUGUAAGUUAAUGCCCUAUCUACAUCCAUUUAUUACUCAACCUAUUAUUCAGAUUGAUAAGGAAAUUGUUUUAUUGAGUGUGCUGAAGGAACCUGUAAGCCGCUCAAUAUUUGACUAUGCCCUAAGAUCAAAAGACAUUGCAAGCCUGUUUAGACAUCUGCAGAUGCGGCAGGAAAAGAGGAACGGUUCUCUCCUGGAUUGUCCUGCUUCAGAAGACCCAGCUGUUGCCCAGCUCUUGAAGAAACUCUUGUCACAGGGAAUGACGGAAGAUGAAGAAGAUAAGCUUUUAGCGCUGAAAGAUUUUAUGUUAAAAUCAAACAAAGCCAAGGCUAAUGUAGCCGAUCAGAGUCACAUACAUGAAAGUGCUUUAAAAGGGGUGAUUGAUUUACAGUCUUUGGGUCUCAGUGGAAGACAAGCUGAUCUUGUGAAAACAAAGCUGGACACUGAUGACAAACGCACUCGCAAGCAUGUAAAGCAAGAUUCCAAUGUGAACGAGGAGUGGAAGAGCAUGUUUGGUGCAAUGGAGCCAGCAAACCUAAACCAAACUGUAACAAGAACUCUGCCUGCUGACCAGGAGGUCUCAAAGCCUCUCCACUCAGAGUCCUCUGCAGCAAUUAAUGUUCCUCUGUCCUCCUCACCGCAGUCAUCUGAUGGACCAGGAAUCCAGUCGAGGAGACCCACCUUGCAGAUAUACACAAGCACAUCUCAGCCCUCAGCUCUACAAAUCCGCAUGACCACAUGUAAGAGUGAGCUUCAGCAGCUCAUCCAGCAGAAGCGGGAACAGUGCAAUGCAGAGAGAUUAGCCAAGUACAUGAUGGAGAGCGCUGAGUGGGAGAGUAAACCACCGCCAACAGGAUGGCACCCUAAAGGCUUGCUGGUGGCACACUUGCAUGAACACAAGGGCCCAGUAAACCGGAUACGUGUAUCCGAUGAACAUUCCAUUUUUGCUACUUGCUCAAACGAUGGAACAGUUAAAAUUUGGAACAGUCAAAAAAUGGAAGGCAAAACUACAACGACAAGGUCAAUAUUGACAUAUUCUCGCAUCGGGGGUCAUGUUAAGACAUUAACAUUUUGCCAAGGAUCACAUUACUUAGCUGUGGCUUCAGACAAUGGCAAUAUCCAACUUCUGGGUAUUGAAGCUUCUAAACCACCAAAAUCUCCCAAAAUUCACCCGCUGCAAAGCAGGUCAUUGGAUCUACAAGAAGAUGGCUGCGUCGUAGAUAUGCAUCAGUUCAAUGCCGGGUCACAGUCCGUUCUUGCCUAUGCCACAGUCAAUGGGUCAUUGGUCGGCUGGGAUCUAAGAUCCUCUAGCAGUGCCUGGACUUUGAAACACGACCUGCGAUUGGGACUGAUAACCUCAUUUGCAGUGGAUAUUCACCAAUGUUGGUUGUGUAUUGGUACCAGCAGUGGCACAAUGGCAUGCUGGGAUAUGCGGUUCCAGUUGCCAAUAUCCAGCCAUACUCAUCCUGCACGGGCACGGAUCCGGCGCCUCCUCAUGCAUCCACUGAGCAUGCAUACCAUGUAUCAGUCCUGGGUCAUAGCAGCUGUCCAAGGCAACAAUGAAGUCUCUAUGUGGGACAUGGAGACUGGAGACAGACGAUUCACUUUAUGGGCCAGCAAUGCACCCCCCCUCUCAGAAAUGCAGCCCUCACCACACAGUGUUCAUGGGAUUUACUGUAGUCCAGCAGAUGGGAAUCCCAUAUUAUUGACUGCAGGAUCAGACAUGAAAAUAAGAUUUUGGAAUCUGGCCUGUCCAAAGAGAUCAUAUAUAAUUGCAGGGAGCACGAACAAUGUUCCACCUGUAUCGUAUUUCAGCAAGAUAAUUGAGGGCACAGAAGUUGUACAGGAAAUUCAGAGUAAGCAUACGAUGGGGCCCAGCGAAGAUGCCCCUAGAAGGGGACCUGAAUCCUUACCAGCAGGACAUCAUGACAUUAUUACAGACAUGGCCACCUUCCAAACCACACAAGGUUUUAUAGUAACUGCUUCUAGAGAUGGGAUUGUGAAAGUUUGGAAAUAAAUUUGCUUGGACUUUGGAACCUUUUCAAGCAACUCUGUAACCUUUGGCAACCGUUGAGGCCUACUGUGCGUCUCAUCGAAGCUGAAGGCCCAUAAGCAUGGUUUCUGGCCAAGUCUAAUACUUGGACCAUCAAUGCAACAACUUGGCUUUGAAAUAAAUGUCAAUGAAAGCUGCCAUUAGUAUUAUACCGAACCUCUGAAAUUCAGUACAGCUUUGGAAAAUGUUCUCCCUCUUUGUUUGCAAUCUGUACAUACAAAACCUUUAUCUUAUUAACAUGUACACAAACUAUGGAUACAUAAUAUUUAAAUUCUGUUAGUUUUUAUUUUGAAAGCUUGUUUACAUGAGUGCAGAAGAAGGUAUGUGUUUUUCACUUUUUUUUUCCUGCUAUUAAAGAACUACCUGUAUACCAA